CUUCGGUAACGUACACUAAGCUUGGCAUGCAGAAGGUGAAUUUAAUAUCUUGUUCAGUUUCUCUAACUAUUCACCUUUACUUUAAACCAAUCAUGCAUACACACACAUUCUUGUUUUACGUUUUUGUAUAAGAACAAAGAGAAACAAUUCUCUUCUCAGGGGAACCUACCUCAAAUGUCUCCGCCAUGAAACCACUUCAGAAAAACUUUUCAGAUAUGACCAUUUCUGGAGGCGUUACGGAAUCGACUAGCACACUUGAUCGGAACUCAUUGCCGAUUCCGGAUGAAGUGAUUGCUGAGAUAUUCUCGAGGUUGUCGUCGGAGUCCAUAGCGAGAUGUCGUUGCGUGUGCAAGCUCUGGUCGUCAAUACUUGCCCAUCAAGAUUUCACAGAGUCGUUCUUGACCAAAUCUCGUGCUCGCCCUCAGCUUCUUUUCGCCUGCGAUGCUUUCACAGGGACUUUCUUCUUCUCGUCAGCUCAGCCUGAAAAUCCAAAAGAGAACUCCUAUGUUGUAGCCUCCAAUCAUCUUGCUCGUUUCUCAAUUUCAGAUGAACUCUGUGGUUGUACCAAUGGCUUCUUUUUGUAUGUAUCUAAGAUGAUCUGGAUCCAGAACGAAUUUCAACUUUAUGUCCCAUUGAUGUGCAACCCCAGCACGGGACAGUUUUUAACCUUACCAAAGUUGAAGUCGGGGAAGAGUUGCGGAGUGGAAAACUAUCUUGGAUAUGAACCCAUUGCGAAUGAACUCAAGGUAUUUUCAAUGGAGUUGUCGCGUGUAAACGGUGUUUUAAUCUCAGUGGAGCAUCAAGUUCUGACAACAGAAGCCAAGAUAUUGUCAUGGAGGUGUGUCCAAUGUUGCAUACCACAUUAUGCUUCUCGUAAGUGGAUAUGCAUCAGUGGUGUUAUUUACUAUGCAGCUUCAUCCCACAGUUAUUCCUUGAUUUCCAUGGUAGCUUGUUUUGAUUUGAGGUCUGAGAAGCUCAGCUUUAUCAAAUUCAUGGAAACUUUCAGUAAAGAAAUGCAUCAUUCAGCUACAAUAGUAAACUACAACGGCAAGUUAGGUUUGCUUAUGUCGAGGGAUUAUGGUCUUGUUCAUCGAGCAAAUGCAAGUUUUGAGCUGUGGGUUCUUCAAGACGCUGCAAAACAUGAGUGGUCCAAGCUUGUCUUUGUAUUACCUCCUUUGUGGAAGGAUGUAGUUGUGGACACCAUGUGUAUCUCUGGAAUGGUUGGUACAAAUGAAAUCGUCUUCUCCCCGAUUUACCAAAGAGACCCUUUCUAUGUCAUCUACUACAAUGUCGAGAGUAAGACAAUCACAAAAAUUGGAAUCCAAGGAUUGGAAGCGUUUCAGGGUAAGAGUCUCAACAUCUAUCUCAACUACGUUGAGAAUGUGAAGCUUCUUUAAAAAAAAAUUAAGUGAGAUAAGUGUAGUAUUUGUUUUGUGUGUUUCUUUUUUAAGAAUCUUGAAUUAUAUUCUUCGAGUGUUUAUUCUUUGCGUGUUUAUCACAAGUCAAACCUUCCAAGUAAACGUUCAAACUUCAAAGUACCGAGUCAACUAAGCUACACGCACGCCAAAGUAGAUACAAUGUGAUGUCGCAUAUAUACUAAUCCCCCUCCUGCUGUGAGAGAAUGUGGUUGAAGAGGCCAAGUUAUACUGUUUUUUAGUGGCUGGUACCAACGAAAUCAUCUUGUCGCCAUUAUCCAUCUGGCAUUUUCUAUAUUUCCGACAACAACUUCUAGAGGCGAACUAUCAGAGGGGUGUUCAUCCAAGGAAUAUAUGCGUUUAAGCAUCGUAGAAUUCACCGCUAAGUACACCAUGUAGAGGUCGUCAAGCUAUACGAAAUGUUAAGGGAAUUCGAAACUUGUGAUUGUACAAGAAUCAUGGCUUCUUAGUUCAUCUUUCUUGGAUUUUUCUGGUUAGAUAAAAAGAGUAUAUGUGAAAAAAAAAAUUUGAGGAACAAAUAUUUCAAUAGAAGAGGGAUUUUUCUGGUUAGAUAAAUAGAUUUUACGAAAAUAUCACAAUCAAUUAUAAAGCAUGGAUAAGAAGAAAAAGGGUUUUAGAAAACUAACUUUUCUGUUUUAUUAUUUUGUCUUUUUAAAUAUCUAAAUAAGAAAAAAAAUUGUUUUAUGCGGAAACUUGUCACAAUUAACAAGCACUAUGUAAGGUAUAUAUAAUGAGAUGGAGAGCCUUGCCGUGGAAUCAAAUCCUUUGAUUUGUAUCUCAAGAUAAACCCUAAUUUCUUCACCGGAACUAGAAUAUGGCGGGCUGUGAAUCUCAGAUCUAUCACGAGCGUCAACGACUACAGUUUUGCCUCUUGCACUCCCUUAACAAUCUAUUUCAGGACAAGGACGCAUUCACGAGAGAAGGCUUGGACUCAAUCUCGGAGAAUCUCGGGACCGAUGAUCCUUGCCAAGAAACGUGGACGCCUCUCACUUUACUCCUCAAGCCUCACCACAACACGCUUACCGGGAACUACGACGUAAACGUGAUGAUUGCAGCUCUUGAAGGAAAAGGCAAGAGUGUUGAGUGGCAUGACAAGCGUUAUGGAGCUUACUCGAUUAAUCUUGGUGCAGAUACUCUAAUGGGUAUCGUGUUGAACGUUCCGGUCACGCGAUAUGUGGGACUUUGGAGAAGCAGGCGUUGGGUUGUGAUGAGAAAAAUCAAUGGAGUAUGGUAUAAUUUGGAUUGUGAUCUUACUGUGCCACAUCCGUUUACAAGCGAAGAUGAAGUCAAGGGGUUCUUGGAUCAAAAUCUGAGUUUAGGUGGAGAGAUUUUGUUAGUGAACAAUGCUUGAAGAUCAACUAUGUCAUGAGCUCGUGUCUUGUAGUUUAAAUUAUAUUUAGCCUGAUAGGCCAUGAAAUAAAAAUUGUUACCAUUAUAUUUUUACUUUUCCCAUGAGAAUGUCUUAACUGAAGUAUAUAUGAAUAGAUUAUCUAUUACACAAUACUUGUAAGAUUAUAUUUAUAUUUAAGAAUAAUUCUUCUUGAUAUUUCAUAUUCUUUUUUUUUUUUUUUUUGAACAACUCUUGAUAUUUCAUAUUCAUUUUUUCGAUUUUUCUAGAUAUGAAUAUUAUUCUAAGAAGUAGUUUAAAAACA
Molecule: messenger RNA, 3088 nt
Organism: Brassica napus (rape)
Lineage: Eukaryota; Viridiplantae; Streptophyta; Magnoliopsida; Brassicales; Brassicaceae
Product: putative F-box protein At2g19630
Exons: 2
Coding region: 186-1397 (403 amino acids)
Molecular function (GO): protein binding
Source: RefSeq, a predicted model, not a curated record